ACAUUUUUCUCUCCCCUCCCACAAAAAAAAGAAGAAAGAAAAACCGGGUUUUCCGCUUAGAAUGAUACUUGGACUGAGAAGCAAAAUCAUACCACUUCCUGAUCAUAAGCUGGGAAAUAUCAAAUUAGGUUCAGUGACUAAAGAUGCAAUUUGCCACAAACCAUGUAGAGUAAGAUGCAGCCACAGUACUGCUUCAUCAAUGGAAGAGGCAAAGGAGAGAAUAAGGGAAACAUUUGGAAAAAUUGAGCUAUCUCCUUCUUCCUAUGAUACAGCAUGGGUAGCUAUGGUCCCUUCAAGAUAUUCUAUGAACCAACCAUGUUUUCCUCAGUGCUUGGAUUGGAUUCUUGAAAAUCAAAAAGAAGAUGGAUCUUGGGGCCUAAAUCCUAGCCAUCCAUUGCUUGUCAAGGACUCCCUUUCUUCCACUCUAGCAUGUUUGCUUGCCCUUCGCAAAUGGAGAAUUGGAGAUAACAAAGUCCAAAGAGGCCUUGACUUUAUUCAAACGCAUGGUUGGGCAGUUGAUAACGAGGAUCAGAUUUUACUUUUAGGAUUUGAAAUUAUAUUUCCCAGCAUGAUCAAGUAUGCAGAGAAACUGAAUUUGGAUCUACCUUUGGAUCCUAACCUUGUAAAUAUGAUGAUCUGUGAACGCGAAUUAACAAUUGAAAGAGCCCUAAAGAAGGGAUUCGAGGGGAAUAUGGCAAAUGUUGAAUAUUUUGCUGAAGGGCUCGGUGAAUUAUGUCAUUGGAAAGAGAUGAUAAUGCUUCAUCAGAGACACAACGGAUCGUUAUUUGAUUCACCAGCCACUACUGCAGCUGCUUUGAUUUUCCAUCAGCACGAUGAGAAAUGCUUUGGGUACUUGAACUCAAUCUUGAAACUGCAUGAGAAUUGGGGUAUGCACUAAUACGAUCAUUUUAGC
Molecule: messenger RNA, 913 nt
Organism: Nicotiana tabacum (common tobacco)
Lineage: Eukaryota; Viridiplantae; Streptophyta; Magnoliopsida; Solanales; Solanaceae
Source: RefSeq, a predicted model, not a curated record